This is a messenger RNA of Trichoderma aggressivum f. europaeum, 825 nucleotides long. RefSeq lists its product as uncharacterized. Bases 1 to 825 code for a protein of 274 amino acids. The record is from RefSeq and is a predicted model, not a curated record. Gene Ontology annotation, molecular function: aldehyde-lyase activity. Lineage: Eukaryota; Fungi; Ascomycota; Sordariomycetes; Hypocreales; Hypocreaceae. The transcript has 5 exons. Gene Ontology annotation, cellular component: cytoplasm.
AUGUCGUAUAUCGGAGCGGGAGUUGCGCCGGGAGGCGCGCAGGCGACGGUGCAGUCGGGCAACAAGCUCAAGGCGCUGUUUGACGCGAACAAGCCUGCUUUCGGCGGCUGGCAGAUGCUUCCGGGAGCGACCAUCUCGAGGCUGUUGGCGCAGUCUGGCGUGGAUUGGGUGUUGGUGGAUUGCGAGCAUGGAGGCAUGGACGAUCGUGCCAUGCAUGACGCGGUUCCUGCCAUUGCGGCAUUGGGAGUGUCUCCCAUUGUGAGAAUCGCGGGGAUGGAGCCUUGGAUGGUGAAGCGUGCUCUGGACACUGGAGCUCACGGUGUCCUUGUCCCGCUGCUGCGUACCGUCAAGGAGGCCGAAGACCUCGUCCAGGCCGCCAAGUUCCCUCCUUGGGGAAAGCGAGGCUUCGGGUCUCCUUAUUCCGCCAAACAGUUCGGGCGCACCAUCAGCUCCCUCGACUACCUCAACCAGGGCAACGAGUCCAUCUUGACCAUGGUUCAAAUCGAGACCAAGGAGGCCCUCGAAGCAGUAAAUGAAAUCGCUGCCGUCGAGGGAAUCGAUGUGCUGUUCGUGGGUCCAUUCGACCUAGGUAACAACAUCGGCCACCGCAUCACCACCGAGGGCAUCCCUCCGGAGCUCGACGCCGCCCUGGUCAAGAUUCAGGCUGCCGCCGCCAAAGCUGGCAAGAAGAGUGGCAUCUACACGCUCGACCCGGCCCACGCCAAGAAGUGCCAGCAGCUGGGCUUUGACAUGAUCCACGUAGUUACGGACUACAUGGGCAUCGAGGACAUUGCUAAGCAGUCUCUCACCGCGGCCAGGAGUUAG